AUGGGUCGGAAAGUUGUAGUUGCGGUAUGUACUCUAAAUCAGUGGGCGCUCGAUUUCGAGGGUAAUUUAAAUAGAAUUUUGCAAUCUAUCCAAGAGGCCAAAGAGAUGGGCGCUCUUUAUAGAAGCGGACCCGAAUUAGAAGUAUGUGGAUACAGUUGUGAAGAUCACUUUCAUGAGCCCGACACAUUUUUACAUAGUUGGCAAGUUUUGGCAGAACUGCUUAAGUCACCAACUUGUAAAGAUAUCCUCAUAGAUGUGGGUAUGCCAGUCCAGCAUCGAAAUGUCUCAUACAAUUGCCGAGUUGCAUUUUUAAACAAAAAAAUAUUAUUGAUUAGACCAAAGAUGUUGAUAUGUGAAGACGGAAAUUACAGAGAAACUAGGUGGUUUUCUCCUUGGACAAAAGAUAGACAGAUAGAAGAUUAUUAUUUGCCAAGAAUGAUAACUUCUAUAACUAAUCAGACGACGGUGCCUAUUGGAGAUGCAGUUAUCUCUACCAUAGAUACAUGCAUUGGUUUUGAAAUUUGUGAAGAAUUGUGGAAUCCUCAAAGUCGUCAUAUACCUUUAGGUCUUGACGGUGUAGAAAUAAUAUCAAACGGAUCCGGAAGUUAUAUGGAACUAAGGAAAGCAUACGUAACGGUUGAUUUAGUAAAAAGUGCGUCAUUUAAAAGUGGAGGUGCAUACUUGUUUAGCAAUUUGCGAGGAUGUGAUGGACAAAGAAUUUAUUUCAACGGUUGUUCCUGUGUAGCGGUUAAUGGAGAGAUUGUUAGUCGAUCGUUACAAUUUGCUCUGCAUGAUGUCGAAGUGAUAACGGCAACGAUAGAUUUAGAAGACAUACGUUCGUAUCGCACAAAUAAGCGAUCUAGAUCGCAUUUGGCUGCGUCCAAUCGACCAUUUCCUAGAAUUUCAGUAGAUUUUUCACUGUCUGAUGAAGAUGACGUGCAUUUGAUAAUUAGUCCACCUAUAGAAUGGAAAUACUUGACACCUGAAGAAGAAAUUGAAUUAGGACCGGCGUGUUGGUUGUGGGACUACCUGCGACGGUCCGGUCAGGGCGGCUUCUUCUUGCCACUCAGUGGCGGGGCGGACUCGACCAGUACGGCGUGUAUCGUUUUCUCAAUGUGCACUCAGAUAUGUGAGGCGGUGCAGAAAGGAGAAAGUCAAGUUUUAUAUGAUGUAAGGAAAAUCCUCUGCCAAUCUGAUUACACACCGUCCGACCCGAUGGAGUUGUGUAAUAGGUUGCUAGUGACUUGUUACAUGGCGUCGGAAAAUUCCAGUAACGAAACUAAACAAAGAGCCUCACAACUUGCCAGUGAAAUAGGUAGUUAUCAUUUCCCCAUACUGAUUGAUUCUGCCGUGAGUGCAGUUAUAGGAAUAUUUACUACUGCGACUGGAUUAGUUCCUAAGUUCAUGAGUAAGGGAGGCUGUCCGAGGCAAAAUCGUGCCUUGCAAAAUAUUCAGGCUCGUCUCAGAAUGGUAUUAGCGUAUCUUUUUGCACAAUUAAUGCUAUGGGCGCGAGGAAGGCCGGGUGGUUUGCUAGUUUUAGGCUCGUCUAAUGUGGACGAAGCGUUAAGGGGUUAUAUGACCAAGUAUGAUUGUUCGAGCGCCGAUGUUAAUCCUAUAGGAGGAAUAUCCAAGACCGAUUUGAAAUCUUUUCUACAAUAUGCAAAGAACCGCUUUUUCUUGCCAUCUCUAUCUGAAAUAUUACAAGCACCUCCAACAGCAGAGUUAGAGCCUCUAGCUGAUGGACAAAUAACACAAACGGAUGAAGAGGAUAUGGGCAUGACAUAUGCAGAACUGUCAGAAUUUGGUCGACUCAGAAAAACCUUUCAUUGCGGACCUUACAGUAUGUUCCAGAAAUUGGUUCAUAAGUGGAGUAAUAAAUGUACUCCAGAAGAGGUAGCAGAAAAAGUAAAGCACUUCUUCCGUUGCUACGCGAUACACCGUCACAAGAUGACGGUGCUGACGCCGUCCUACCACGCGGAGACCUACAGCCCCGACGACAACCGCUUCGACCACCGCCCAUUCCUCUACCGGGUGCAUUGGAACUGGCAGUUCAAGACCAUCGAUGAUGCUGUUGCACAAAUGGCAAAGGAUAAACGUACGAAGCAAGGUGACUUCAAUAGCAAUAAAGAAGCUUCCAACUCUACUGUGAAUCUUACUGCUCACUUUAAUUUGCGCCAAGAAAGGAAGGGAGUACUUAUA
Molecule: messenger RNA, 2199 nt
Organism: Brenthis ino (lesser marbled fritillary)
Lineage: Eukaryota; Metazoa; Arthropoda; Insecta; Lepidoptera; Nymphalidae
Source: the annotation of a GenBank genome assembly